Caenorhabditis remanei is the source of this 1287-nucleotide messenger RNA. RefSeq lists its product as uncharacterized. The record is from RefSeq and is a predicted model, not a curated record. The transcript has 7 exons. The coding region runs from base 1 to 1287 and encodes 428 amino acids. Lineage: Eukaryota; Metazoa; Nematoda; Chromadorea; Rhabditida; Rhabditidae. Gene Ontology annotation, molecular function: protein binding.
AUGACGAAGGCAGUUCAGCAACGAAACGACGAAAGAUUGAAACCGAUGGAAAUGAAGAAGCAAAAAAUCACCAAUAAUCCGUCCGAGUCGGUUAACGAGAAAGUACUUGAGAUAUGUCAAAAGUUGUUGGAGAAACAGGAAAAUCUCGAAAAAUCUAAUGUGGAAAUUGUCGAAAAGCUGAGAUUAUCCGAUGAGAGAAUUGAGAAACUUGUCAACAAAUUUGAAGAAGAAAUCAAGAAAAUAUCACGAAACCUUGAAGAAGACACUGUCGAUGAGAAACUGACUGAAGAGACGACAAACUGCCUCGCGAAUUCAGUCAUUCCAUCAGAGAUUUCUCAUGAAAAAUCGUCUCAGAUAUUUCCAAUGACUGGAAAGUGUUUUGUGCUGAAACAUGUAUUCACGGAUGUUCAGAAGAUGGAGGAAGAAGAAAGAUAUUUUGGAAAAGAAGAAGAGCAUUUUGGAGUGAAAUGGAAAAUCUAUCUUCGGAAACGAGGUGACCAACUUGGACUAUAUUUCCAAUGUUUGAAGUCAUUGAAGGACGAGAAAUGGUUGAUUUUAUCAGAUGCUCAUUUCAAACUUAUUUCAACAAACGGAAAAUGUUAUUCUCAGUUACGAAGUAGUUUCCAUGGAAACGCGAAUGGGAACAGCCAAUUUAUUGGGUAUGGUGCGAAAAAUGUUAUUGAAUGGAAUAAAAUGAAAGAAGAUUUUCUCGAAGAUGGCAAGCUGGCCGUUGAGAUUCAUGUGAAAAUCAAGGAAAUGACCGGAAUCUAUAAGAAUGACUUGAAGAGCUUCGGCGAUGAAAUGAAAUCAUUUUCUGAUGUUGUUCUUGUUGUCAAUGAGAAAAAGUUCCACACAUUGAAAUUGUACCUCGCUGGACAUUCUCCAUAUUUCAAUUCACUUUUGAUGGGACAUUUCCAAGAGUCAAAGAAACCUGAAAUCAAAUUGACUGGAAUCGAUGCGGAUGAUUUUCAGAACUAUCUUGAAGUACUUUAUGGAGAACAAGCGAUUGAUGAAUACACUCUCGAGGGAAUCCUCAUGGUCGCUGACAUGUACGAUACCCCUCUCGUCCAUCGGAAAUGCGAAGAGUUUCUUCUCAAACAAUCGAAAAAGACGUUAAAGAAGAAGUUACAAAUGUCUAUUCGGUAUAAUUUGGAUGCUUUGAAGAAACAAUGUAUGAGUGAAAUCAAAUCGAUUGAUGAUAUACAAUCUGUUAUCCCAGGAAAUAUUCACGACAUGGAUCCAUCGGUAACGACGGAACUUCUUCAGAAGUGUCUCGCUCUUUGUUAA